Molecule: messenger RNA, 1913 nt
Organism: Fragaria vesca subsp. vesca
Lineage: Eukaryota; Viridiplantae; Streptophyta; Magnoliopsida; Rosales; Rosaceae
Product: probable acyl-activating enzyme 6-like
Exons: 1
Coding region: 51-1721 (556 amino acids)
Source: RefSeq, a predicted model, not a curated record
AACCAAUCCACAUCUCGUCUUCAGUCCUGCGUUCUUCUUCUGCUUCAACUAUGGACCAGUUGAAACCUAGUACUGCAAAUCUCUGCCGUCAAACCCCCCUUGACUUCUUGGAACGAGCAGCUAUCGUCUACGGCGACUGCCCCUCCAUCAUCUACAGCUCCACCACCACCUUCACCUGGUCCCAAACCCACCGUCGAUGUCUCCAGCUGGCCUCCUCCAUCUCCACCGUCGUCGACAAGUCCCAGGUUGUCUCCGUGGUGGCCCCCAACACUCCUGCCAUGUACGAACUCCAGUUCGCUGUUCCCAUGUCGGGAGCCAUCCUCAACAACAUCAACACCCGCUUCGACCCCCACGCCGUCUCCGUGAUCCUCCAACACAGCCAAUCCAAGCUCGUCUUCGUCGACUCCCUCUCCCUCACCCUCGUCCUCCACGCCCUCUCCUUGUUCCCCUCUCACAUCCCAACUCCGCCUCUCGUCCUCAUCAACGAUCUUCACUCCACUUCCAGCUCAGUCUCCGCCGUCGACCUCGUAGUCGACACGUACGACAACAUGGUGGCGAAAGGCGACCCCGGAUUCGUUUGGGUCCGGCCGGCAAGCGAGUGGGACCCGAUGGUGCUCAACUACACGUCAGGGACGACGUCGGCUCCGAAAGGCGUAGUGCACUGCCACAGGGCUCUGUUCCUCGUCAGCCUAGUCUCUAUCAUCGACUGGUCGGUACCCAAGAACUGUGUGUACCUGUGGACCCUACCGAUGUUCCAUGCCAACGGGUGGUGCUUCCCGUGGGCCAUGGCCGCCGUGGGUGGGACCAACAUCUGCCUCCGCAAGUUCGACGGUCCUGUAAUCUACGAUCUCAUUCAGAAACACAGAGUCACUCACAUGUGCGCUGCACCUGUCGUUCUCAACAUGCUGGUCAACCACCCGAGACCCGACCCGCUUCCGAACCCGGUUUGCAUCUUGACCGGCGGAGCUCCGCCUCCUUCGAGCGUGCUGCUCCGGGCGGAGUCGCUAGGGUUUGUUGUCAGUCACGGCUACGGGUUGACUGAAACGGCCGGUGUGGUGGUGUCGUGUGCGUGGAAGCCGGAGUGGGGUAAGUUUCCGGUGACGGAGAAGGCGAGGUUGAAGGCCAGGCAAGGAGUGGGGACGGUUGGGACGACGGAGGUGGAUGUGGUGGAUCCGGAUUCGGGUUUGAGCGUGAAGCGAAACGGGUCUGAUAUUGGAGAGAUCGUUAUUCGAGGCGGGUGCGUCAUGUUGGGCUAUUUGAAAGACCCGGAAACGACGAGCAGAGCCCUGAAACGUAACGGGUGGUUUUACACCGGCGAUGUCGGGGUUAUGCAUCCGGACGGGUACCUGGAGAUAAAGGACCGAUCCAAGGACGUGAUCAUAAGCGGUGGAGAGAACUUGAGCAGCGUGGAGGUGGAGUCGGUUCUGUACACCCACGCCGCCGUGAACGAGGCGGCUGUGGUGGCCAGGCCUGACGAGUUUUGGGGGGAGACGCCUUGCGCGUUUGUGAGCCUGAAGGGUGACGUAAGCCCGAGGCCGACGGAGAAGGAGAUAAUAGAGUAUUGUAGAGGGAAGCUGCCGAGUUUCAUGGUCCCGAAGACGGUGGUGUUCAAGGAGGAGCUGCCGAAGACGUCGACGGGGAAGAUUCAGAAGUCUGUGCUGAGAGAGAUUGCUAAAAGUAUUGGGUCAUCGUCGGCGUCGACGAUGAUUAGUCGAUUGUAAUGGAGACAUUAACGAAUAAUAAAGUUGAUCGAUGCAUGUGUUAAAGGGGAAUUUCUGCUAUACCAAACGGUCCAAACCCGUGUUGAAGAAGAUUCUGUUUGUAUUUGGUCUAUUUUUAUAAUUAAUUGUCUUCAUCCCUGCCGGACUGGGAUCGUCAAUUACUAUGAUAAAUAAGACCUAUUUUUCAAGUUA